This is a messenger RNA of Trichoplax adhaerens, 882 nucleotides long. RefSeq lists its product as hypothetical. Gene Ontology annotation, molecular function: thioredoxin peroxidase activity. The coding region runs from base 1 to 741 and encodes 246 amino acids. Lineage: Eukaryota; Metazoa; Placozoa; Uniplacotomia; Trichoplacea; Trichoplacidae. The record is from RefSeq and is a predicted model, not a curated record. The transcript has a single exon. Gene Ontology annotation, cellular component: cytosol; mitochondrion. Gene Ontology annotation, biological process: cellular response to stress; response to oxidative stress; cell redox homeostasis.
AUGGCGGCUCGAUUACUUGCCUCAACUUUGACACGUACAAUACUACCAUUAGCACGAUUAUCAACACCAAAGACUGCAUCUUUGGCUUGUGCUAAUCGACUGCUUCAAUUGCAAGGAUUGACCAGUGUACGGUACAGCUGUACUGGCAACUCGCGAUUUUGCGGCGUCUCCCAAACGGCUCCUGAUUUUAAGGGUACAGCAGUCAUCAAUGGAGAGUUUCAAGAAAUUCAAUUGAGCGAUUAUGCUGGUAAAUAUGUGGUGCUAUUCUUUUAUCCAAUGGAUUUUACAUUCGUAUGUCCAACUGAGAUAUUGGCAUUUAGCGAUCGUGCUAAGGAAUUUGAAGAGUUAAAUACACAAGUCAUUGCAUGCUCCAUUGAUUCUGAGUACAGUCAUUUGGCUUGGACUACUGCAUCGCGUAAAGAUGGAGGCUUAGGCGGUAAUCUUAAUAUCCCUCUAUUGGCCGAUAUUACCAAGAAAAUUAGUAAUGAUUAUGGUGUAUUGCUGCAGAAUGCAGGCAUAUCGUUGAGAGGACUAUUUAUUAUUGAUGGCAAUGGAACUCUCAGGCAAGCCACCGUCAAUGAUUUACCGGUUGGUCGUUCAGUAGAUGAAACGCUACGUCUUGUCAAGGCUUUUCAAUUUACCGAUAAGCACGGUGAAGUUUGCCCUGCAAAUUGGCAACCAGGAUCUCAAACCAUCAAACCAGAUCCAAAGGACAGCAAGGAAUACUUUUCUAAGCAGUAAAAAUCCUUAAGUCCUCGACAGCGUGUUGUGAUUGCGAUAGCCAAGAAAAAUGGAUUAUUCCUAGAUAACCUCUGCAGUAAUGGAUCAAAGCAAACUUAUUAGUGCAAUUAUGCAGUUGCAAAUACGUAGACUAUACUUUCU